UUUCAUUUAUGCCACAAGGCGCCGCUAAUGUUGCACGGCGAACACGCAGCAGCGGCGCGCACAGCGCCGCGCAUCGACGGAAUAGAGCGAGACCGGACGUGAGAGAGAACGAGGCAGACUCGUUCGCGUUCCGCUGAGGUGGUGCAGUUUUCCAGUGUCGCGUAGAGUGUAGUGUUUUUCUUCCUUUCCCCCGUUUCCGAGCAUCGAGUGUUGUGUGCGUCACGGUGAGGCAAAGCAGACCUAUCCCCCAUGAUUAAGGAGUGCAUUUAGUGCAAGGACUGAACACACCUGGGAGCGAUUGAAAAGCACAUCCCACAGACCUCUCCAACUAAAAUCACUCGCCUAACCUUUCCCCUGCCCACCUUAUCCUGCCUCUUAUCCUUCCCUUCCCCCUUCAAAUCUCAAGAAGAUCUUUCUCUCUCUCUCUCUAUUUCUUUCUCUCUCUCUCUGAACCACAGGAAUCUGUGAUUCCGUUAUGGACAGUAUGGAUUCGAAACCAGUUUUGAACGAUGACCCUUCGGUCACUCUGACCAUUCGCCUGAUUAUGCAAGGCAAGGAGGUCGGAAGCAUCAUUGGAAAGAAAGGAGAGAUCGUCAAAAGGUUCCGUGAAGAGUCUGGCGCGAAGAUCAACAUCUCCGACGGUUCGUGCCCGGAACGAAUAGUGACGGUGACCGGGCCAACGAAUUCGAUCUUCAAAGCGUUCACCCUGAUCUGCAAAAAGUUCGAGGAAUGGUGUUCCCAGUUUCACGACAUCCAGGGGAGCGGUGGCGUGCCCAGGCCGCCCAUCACUCUUAGGCUGAUCGUGCCCGCGUCCCAGUGCGGCUCCCUGAUCGGCAAGGGAGGGUCCAAGAUCAAGGAGAUCCGCGAGGUGACCGGCGCCUCGAUCCAGGUCGCCUCCGACAUGCUGCCUAAUUCGACGGAGCGUGCGGUCACCAUAUCGGGCACCAGCGAGGCCAUCACGCAGUGCAUAUAUCACAUCUGCUGUGUUAUGCUAGAGUCCCCUCCCAAAGGUGCCACGAUCCCUUAUCGCCCCAAACCCCAAGUUGGUGGGCCAGUGAUCCUGGCUGGUGGGCAAGCCUACACCAUCCAGGGUAAUUACGCGGUGCCCGCCCACUCGGACGUAAGUACAGUAUUGCCAUUGCCCGCGCCCGCUGCCGGGCCCACCCCGCCCUCGCUGAACACCCAAACUUUGACGACUUCGCCCUUCGCGGCCCACCCCUCAUCCUCGGCCUUCGCCGCUUCUCACGGGCAUCCGCUCCUAUCCACGGCCCACCUUACAACACCCCAUCAUCCCCUCCACCCAAGCCCCUUACACGCCAGCGUGGCAGGCCUCGCCGACCCCCUGCUGAAGAGUGGACACUUGCAGGCAGCCCUCCCGCCCGCACACCUCGUGGCAGACGCCAUGGGCAAACUUGGUAGCAAUCCAUUGGCUGGGCUCGCGGCUCUUGGCCUCGGAGGCCUUGCCACUCCUGCCAACACUGGUGGACUAAACCCUGCAGCAUUAGCAGCACUUGCUGGUAGUCAACUACGUACCAGCAAUACGAAUAGGCAACAACCAGCGGCGAACAAUCAGACGCACGAGAUGACUGUGCCAAACGAACUGAUCGGUUGUAUCAUCGGCAAAGGUGGCACCAAGAUCGCUGAGAUUCGUCAAAUCUCCGGUGCCAUGAUCAGAAUCAGCAACUGUGAGGAAAGGGAGGGUGGCGCCACGGAUCGUACAAUUACCAUUACUGGAAAUCCGGACGCUGUGUCAUUGGCACAAUAUCUCAUCAGUAUGAGUGUUGAACUGCAGAAAGCUAACCUAGAGGCCCAAAAUACCCAAACCCCUGGCAGCGGUACCACUCCCGGGGCAUCCGGGGCCAGUGCUUCUCCCUCUACCACCACUACCACUGCCUCUCCCUUGGCCAGCGCCAUUCCCUUGGCUCAGCUGCUAAGCAAGCCAGGCGCCCUCAACGCCCUCUCUAGCCUCACCGCCCUCGGCGGACUCACGGAAUUGCUAGGUGGCGCUGCUGGCGCGGCUGCAUCCGCGCUACCUGUCCAGACAACCGGCGUGCACCGGUCGCACAAGUUCACGCCGAGGCUACGUAGCCCAGGCGCACCUGGGCCCACUGACAGCGGAAAAUUCAAAUCCGAGCGCACCAAGUACAACCCGUACUGAGCAAGUGAUGGACAACAGGUGGAGAGACGCGAGAUCAGGGAGAUCAUUACACGUACACGCAUUACUCAUCACUACUAUCGCCACAAUUAUUACCAAUACCACUAUAAUCACAACCACAACCAAGAUCAUGAUAUGUACACGGAACACGAGAUUUACAUCGGAGAAAAGUGCGUACGGACGCCAGGGUAGCGCGAGUCCGGAUAUUCAAGACUUGGCUAAGGAUCGGACCAACAUAUGCUAGUUUCUCACAGGAUUAUACAGCGCCGCCAUAAUGCUGAUAUAAUGCGUACAUAUUCGUAGGGGUAAGACGCGCGACGAUCGGUUCGAUUACAGAUCAAUCAAUUCCUUUUUUUUUUAUCUCUUUUUUUUCUAAAUAUUUGUCAUGAUCAUUCAUUCUUUGAUCCGUCAUUUUUUUUUUCUGACUCUUUCUAAUUAUUUUUCGAAGAGAAAUUUGAAAAUGACACGAGGUGAGAUCCAAUGCUAAGUCUUCGGACCUUCACACUAAGUGCGACACGCCCUCCGAGUUUGAUGAAUCUUUUAUCUUCUCUUAUCGCGUACCUUAUUGUUAAGGAACUGAUUUUAAUUUUUUUUUUCUUUUUUUGUUUCUUAUAUUUUUGCUGUUUUCAUAAAUAUGAUAUAUUUAGUUUUAGAGAACUGUAAUAUCGUACGAUAUGGACAAUUGAAAAUAAUGAUGUUAGUAUCCCGUGUAUUUGCCAGAUGGCGACUCGGAGGACGCGACCGCUUGUGCACCGUCGCAAGACAGCCUUUUUUAUAUGUAUAUGUAUACAUAUAUAUAUAAUAUAAUUACGAUGAAUUAUUAAUUGAUUAAUGUUUGAAGCAAAAAAAGGCUCUUCUUAUUAGAUUUAGAUAAUUCCGAUGUAAUUUUUUCUUGUAGUUGUAUAGUCGACCACUUUUGAAUUGAGAGAAAGGAAGAGAGAGCGAGAUAGUAUGAAUGUGACGAGCAGACGAUUUUUAGCAAUGAAACGAAAGAAAAUGAUUAAAAAAAAAAAAAUUUAGAAAGGCGUGUACGAGAUUAAUUAUAUAUAAUUAUGAUUUCUUUUUUUUUUUCGAUUAUAUCUUUAUCUUUACAUAAGGAAUGAACGUAAAAAAUGCAGAAAGAAAGAGAGUAUGUGCCUGUGUGGACGUGAAUGACGAUUGGAAUGAAAGAAGAUAAAAUGAUUAAGCGAAACGAAAUAGAAUGUUCAGAUAUACAUCGUGUCCCGUAAUCAUGUAACCGUGCUUUAAAAUCAACGCCGGACAUUUUCUCCGGAAAUAGAAUAUGGUCUAUCACGACCGAAUGAAAAAGAAUGGUAAAAGAAAAAAGGAAGAAAGAAGAAAAUAAUCACAGAGAGCUUAUCUGUACCUCUGCUUAUAUGAGGUAGCGCACUUCAUCGAAUAUUAUCGGUGAGCAUUAAACAUUGUAUUCGCUAGAUGAGAGAGAAAGAAAAAAAAUAGAACACAUACAAAGUAAUCAAUCGAUUUACGAUAGUGGUCGUUUUAUUGUAAUAAUAAUGAUGGUAAUUAUAUACAAAUAAAGCAAAACGUAAUCAUAUUUCACGAGAUCACGCUCGAUUUAUAUAUGUAUAGAUAUAAAUACGUAUAUAUAUAUAUAUAUAUAUAUAUAUACAUAUUAAUAUGGAAAUAGAGAAGAAAGUAACGAUUCCCCAUGCGAGUUCAGAAUUAAUUAGCAUUAACUAACAUUUUAGAUACGUAUACGUACAGGUAUACAUUUACUUAUUUACACUUACACACUAUAUACACACGUAUACAGGUACAUACAAGGAUGAAAAUAAAAAAUAAAAGAUCGUGUUUUAUCGAAGAAAUAUCGAGUUAUUCGCUGUAAGAAUCGAUCGUCUUUUCUUCUCGAUCAGAAUCUCAGGAGAUAGAAUUAAAAAACUGAGAAGUGAUAAACGAAGAAUGAAUGUUAUGUGUUCGAGAUGGGAAUAUAAAUCGAUUUAAUCGAUGUAAUGGCUGAAACCGGAGAAUCAAGGAAGAUAAAGAAGAAAAGACACGGCGAACGUACAUCGAUUUUUAAUGACGAUCGACUGCAUAGGAGCUCCCAGAUCAAUAUUGUGUGCUCAAUUUCUAGUUUGUAGCGAGAGAAAGAGGAAGAGAGAGAGAAGAUAUAAAUGCAUAGAUCGAACAGGUGUAGAUUUAUAAUUGUUGAGUGAUAGAUCGCUCAUAUAUCAAUUUUUAUCGCGAUUUUUGUGAUCACGAAUCAUCAUCUAAAUCUAUGAUUUAUUUUUUACGAUUUUUUUUUCCUUUUUUUCUUUUUUUGGAAUUUUAAAAAUUUUUAUAAAAUAACAAGUAAAAUUUUCUUGCUUGUUUAAACAAAUUUAAAAAAAAAAUUAAUAAUAGUAAAUUCUUUAAAUUCUUUUUAAUUGAUUUUUUUUCAUUUCGAUAUAUUUGUUUAUUUAAUUAAAAUUUUGAAAAUUAAUUAAUAAUUAAUUUAUGUAUAAUAUCAGAUGACUCGUGAACACAAUUGCGUAAUUUGUAGAAUAAAUAGUACUUCAUAUUGCGUUUUACAUUUUAUAUAUCCCAUAUGUAGCUCGCCUCAUAUAUUUGGUUCUCUCUUGGAGACAAUAAUGAUUUUCUCACGUUGGCGGCGAUUUUCAUAAAAAAUCUAUCAAACAAAGAUUCCAUAAGCGAAAAAAAAAGAAAAAAAGAGAAAGAGAGAGAGAGAGAGAGCGUGUGAGAAGAAGAAUGAAAGGGAUACAAUGUGAACGAGAGAAAACGAUGAGAUUAAAGCGAUCUUUUUCUUUUUCUUUCUCAUCGUCAAGGCGAGAAGGGAGGUUGAUGAGAUAAAUAUCAAGAUACAAAGUGUAUACACACACAGAAUUUUGUAGGUAAUGUUAGUAACUUCAACUGUAUAUUGGUCUCUUAUAAACGAUGUCGCAGAGCUUGUGUGCUUAACAAGACAUUAGCUACUAUCCUGUAUCUCACCUUGUUAAAUAAAGCUAGGCGUGUUUAAUACAAAAAAAAAAAA
Molecule: messenger RNA, 5144 nt
Organism: Apis laboriosa (Himalayan honeybee)
Lineage: Eukaryota; Metazoa; Arthropoda; Insecta; Hymenoptera; Apidae
Gene: mub
Product: poly(rC)-binding protein 3
Exons: 8
Coding region: 476-2158 (560 amino acids)
Biological process (GO): regulation of RNA metabolic process; regulation of gene expression
Cellular component (GO): nucleus; cytoplasm
Molecular function (GO): mRNA binding
Source: RefSeq, a predicted model, not a curated record